Molecule: messenger RNA, 8465 nt
Organism: Psammomys obesus (fat sand rat)
Lineage: Eukaryota; Metazoa; Chordata; Mammalia; Rodentia; Muridae
Gene: Cspg4
Product: chondroitin sulfate proteoglycan 4
Exons: 10
Coding region: 44-7015 (2323 amino acids)
Source: RefSeq, a predicted model, not a curated record
UCUGUUCCCUCGCCUUACAAGUCCAGACGCCCAGCCCGCCGCGAUGCUUUUCGGCCCGGGACUCACGCUGUCACCUCCAGCCCUGGCCCUGGCUCUUACCUUGGCCUUGUUGGUCAGAUCUGCAGCUCCUGCCUCCUUCUUUGGGGAGAACCACCUGGAGGUGCCCGUGCCCACGGCCCUGACCAGAGUAGACUUGCUGCUGCACUUCUCCACGCCUCAACCCGAGGGCCUGCUUCUCUUGGCAGCGGGCCAAGCUGACCACCUACUGCUUCAGCUCCACUCCGGCCGCCUGCAGGUCAGACUCGUCCUGGGACAAAAGGAGCUGAGGCUGCAGACCCCGGCUGACGCAGUGCUGAGCGACUCUGCCCCCCACACCGUGGUGCUCACUGUCGCCAACAGCUGGGCUGUGCUGUCUGUGGACGGGCUCCUGAACACCUCUGCCCCGGUCCCGGAAGCCCACCUCGAGGUCCCCUACGGGGUCUUCGUGGGCGCCCCCGGAGGCCUUGACCUGCCGUACCUGAAGGGAAUCAGCCGGCCGCUGCGGGGCUGCCUCCACUCGGCCAUUCUCAACGGCCGCAACCUCCUCCGCCCACUGACCCCGGGCGUUCAGGAAGGCUGUGCCGAAGAGUUCUCUGCUGGUGAGGAUGUGGGCCUGGGCUUCUCUGGACCCCACUCCCUGGCUGCCUUCCCUGCCUGGAACACUCAGGAGGAGGGCACGCUGGAGUUCACACUCACCACGCGGAGCCAGCAAGCCCCCCUGGCCUUCCAAGCGGGCGACCAGCGCGGCAACUUUAUCUACGUGGACAUAUUUGAGGGCCACUUGCGGGCCGUGGUUGAAAAGGGCCAAGGCACCAUGCUGCUCCGUAACAGCGUGCCCGUGGCCGAUGGGCAGCCCCACGAGGUCAGCGUACACAUAGAUGUCCACCGGCUGGAGAUCUCCGUGGACCAGUACCCGACGCGCACCUUCAACCGCGGGGUCCUCAGCUACCUGGAGCCGCGCGGCAGUCUCCUCCUGGGGGGGCUGGGCCCAGAGGCCUCUCGCCACCUCCAGGAACACCGCCUGGGCCUGGCACCAGGGGGCGCCAACAUCUCCCUGGUCGGCUGCCUAGAGGAUUUCAGCGUUAACGGCAGAAGGCUCGGCCUCCGGGAUGCCUGGCUGACCCGUGACAUGGCCGCGGGCUGCAGGCCCGAGGAAGAGGAGUACGAGGAGGAAGCCUACGGCCCGUACGAGACCUUCUCCACCCUGGCGCCGGGGGCCUGGCCAGCCGUGGAGCUGCCGGAGCCGUGCAUCCCCGAGCCAGGACUGCCUCCCGUCUUCGCCAACUUCACCCAGCUGCUCACCAUCAGCCCCCUGGUGGUGGCCGAGGGCGGCGCCGCCUGGCUGGAGUGGCGGCACGUGCAGCCCACGCUGGACCUGACGGAGGCGGAGCUGCGCAAGUCCCAGGUCCUGUUCAGCGUGAGCCAGGGCGCCCGCCACGGCGAGCUGGAGCUAGACAUCCCGGGAGCGCAGACUCGGAAAAUGUUCACGCUGCUGGACGUGGUGAACCGCAAGGCCCGCUUUGUCCACGACGGCUCCGAGGACACCUCUGACCAGCUGAUGCUGGAGGUGUCGGUGACCGCCCGGGCGCCCGUGCCCUCCUGCCUGCGGAGAGGCCAGAGUUACAUCCUACCCAUCCAGGUAAACCCUGUCAACGACCCGCCGCGGGUCAUCUUCCCGCACGGCAGCCUCAUGGUGAUCCUGGAACACACACAGAAGCCCCUGGGACCCGAGAUUUUCCAGACCUAUGAUCCGGACACUGCCUGUGAGGGCCUCACCAUCCAGCUCCUCGGUGCCGCCACCAGCGUCCCCGUGGAGCACCGCGACCAGCCCGGGGAGCCAGCCACUGAGUUUUCCUGCCGGGACCUGGAGGAGGGCAGCAUGGUCUACGUCCACCGCGGCGGGCCCGCCCAGGACCUGACCUUCCGGGUCAGCGACGGGAUGCAGGCCAGUGCUCCAGCCACGCUGAAGGUGGUGGCUGUCCGGCCGGCCAUACAGGUCCACCACAGCACGGGGCUGCGCCUGGCCCAGGGCUCCGCCGCGCCCAUCUUACCGGCCAACCUGUCGGUAGAAACGAACGCCGUCGGGCAGGAUGUGAGUGUGCUGUUCCGAGUCACCGGCACCCUGCGGUUCGGGGAGCUGCAGAAGCAGGGGGCCGGGGGGGUGGAGGGCACCGAGUGGUGGGACACGCUGGCGUUCCACCAGCGCGACGUGGAGCAGGGCCGGGUGCGGUACCUGAGCACCGACCCGCGACACCACGCGCAAGAUACGGUGGAGGACCUGACCUUGGAGGUGCAGGUGGGCCAGGAGACCCUGAGCAACCUGUCCUUCCCGGUGACCAUCCAGAGGGCCACGGUGUGGAUGCCGCAGCUCGAGCCUCUGCAGACGCAGAGCCCCCAUCAGGAGACCCUCAGCCCCGCCCACCUAGAGGCUGCCCUGGAGGAGGGGGAGGCGGGCCCCCACCCUCACACCUUCCACUAUGAGUUGGUUCAGGCCCCCAGGAAAGGCAACCUGCUGCUCCAGGGUUCGAGGCUGUCAGACGGCCAGAGCUUUACCCAGAAUGACCUGCAGGCCGGUCGUGUGACCUACAGGGCCACCGCUCGGACCUCUGAGGCGGCCGAUGACUCCUUCCGCUUCCGUGUCACGUCUCCGCCGCAUUUCUCCCCGCUCUACACCUUCCCCAUCCACAUCGGCGGUGACCCGAAUGCCCCCGUCCUCACCAACGUCCUUCUCGUGGUGCCCGAGGGAGGGGAGGGGGUCCUGUCUGCUGACCACCUCUUUGUCAAGAGUCUCAACAGUGCCAGCUAUCUCUAUGAGGUGGUGGAGCAGCCCCACCACGGCAGGUUGGCCUGGGGGGAGCCGAAGGGGAAGGCCACCCCAGUGACAUCCUUCACCAAUGACGACCUGCUCCACGGCCGGCUGCUCUACCAGCAUGAUGACUCUGAGACCACAGAGGACGAUAUCCCGUUUGUGGCCACACGCCAGGGCGAGGGCAGCGGUGACAUGGCCUGGGAGGAGGUGCGCGGUGUCUUCCGGGUGGCCAUCCAGCCUGUGAACGACCAUGCCCCCGUGCAGACCGUCAGCCGGGUCUUCCAUGUGGCCCGGGGCGGGCAGCGGCUGCUGACUACAGAGGAUGUGGCCUUCAGUGAUGCCGACUCAGGCUUCACCGACUCCCAGCUAGUGCUGACCCGCAAGGACCUCCUCUUCGGCAGCAUCGUGGCUAUGGAGGAGCCCACGCGGCCCAUCUACCGCUUCACCCAAGAGGAUCUCAGGAAGAAGCAAGUCCUAUUCGUGCACUCCGGGGCCGACCAUGGCUGGCUCCAGCUCCAAGUGUCUGACGGGCAACACCAGGCCACUGCCAUGCUGGAGGUGCAGGCCUCAGAGCCCUAUGUUCGAGUGGCCAACAGUUCUAGCCUCGUGGUUCCUCAAGGGGGCCAGGGCACCAUUGACACAGCUGUGCUCCACCUGGACACCAACCUGGAUAUCCGAAGUGGAAAUGAGGUCCACUACCAUGUGACAGCUGGCCCUCACUGGGGGCAGCUGCUCCGAGAUGGCCAGCCAGUCACCUCCUUCUCCCAACGGGACUUGCUGGAUGGGGCCAUUCUCUACAGCCACAAUGGCAGUCUGAGCCCCCAGGACACCGUGGCCCUCUCUGUGGCAGCAGGCCCAGUGCACACGGACACCAUCCUACAAGUGACCAUUGCCCUGGAGGGACCCCUGUCCCCACUGCGACUGGUCCAGCACAAAAAGAUCUACGUCUUCCAGGGGGAAGCGGCUGAGAUCAGAAGGGACCAGCUGGAGGUAGUCCAGGAGGCAGUGCUGCCUGCAGACAUCAUGUUCUCGUUGAGAAGCCCCCCAAACGCCGGCUACCUGGUGAUGGUGUCCCACGGUGCCUCUGCAGAGGAGCCGCCCAGCCUGGACCCCGUGCAGAGCUUCUCCCAGGAGGAAGUGAACUCGGGCAGGGUUCUCUACCUGCACUCUCGCCCUGGAGCCUGGAGCGAUUCCUUCUCCCUGGACGUGGCCUCGGGCCUGGGUGACCCUCUCGAGGGCAUCUUCGUGGAGCUGGAGGUGCUGCCUACGGUCAUCCCCCUGGAUGUGCAGAACUUCAGCGUCCCUGAGGGCGGCACCCGUACCCUGGCCCCUCCGCUGCUCCAAAUCACUGGGCCCUACUUCCCCACACUGCCAGGCCUUGCCCUACAGGUGCUAGAGCCACCACGUCACGGGGCCCUGCAGAAGGAGGAGCAGCCCCAGGACGGGAGCCUCAGCACUUUCUCCUGGAGAGAGGUAGAAGAGCAGCUGAUCCGCUAUGUGCAUGAUGGGAGUGAGACACCGACAGACAGCUUUGUCCUGGUGGCUAACGCUUCAGAGAUGGAUCGCCAGAGCCAACCCAUGUCCUUCACCGUCACCAUCCUGCCUGUUAACGACCAACCCCCUGUCCUCACCACAAACACAGGCCUGCAGAUCUGGGAGGGGGCCACUGUGCCCAUCCCCCCCGAGGCCCUCAGGGGCACAGACAAUGAUUCUGGGCCAGAAGACUUGGUCUACACCAUCGAGCAGCCCAGCAAUGGACGGAUAGUGCUGAGGGUAGCGCCAGACUCUGAGGUCCGCCGCUUCACACAGGCCCAGCUGGACAGUGGGCUCGUGCUCUUCUCACACAGAGGAGCCCUGGAAGGCGGCUUCCACUUCAGCCUCUCUGAUGGCGCACACUCUUCUCCUGGACAUUUCUUCCGAGUGGUGGCCCAGAAGCAGGUGCUCCUGUCAUUGGAGGGCAGCCGGAAGUUGACUGUCUGUCCAGAGUCUGUGCAGCCGCUGAGCCCCCGGAGCCUGAGCGCCAGCUCCAGCACAGGCACUGACCCGAGACACCUGCUGUACCGGGUGGGGAGAGGCCCCCAGCUUGGCCGGCUUUUCCACGCCCAGCAAGGGAGUACAGAGGAGGCCUUGGUGAACUUCACCCAGGCUGAGGUGAAUGCUGGGAAUAUUCUCUACGAGCAUGAGAUGUCCUCUGAGCCCUUCUGGGAAGCCCACGACACCAUUGGUCUCCUGCUGUCCUCACCACCCGCCAGGGAAGUGGCUGCCACCCUUGCUGUGGUUGUGUCUUUCGACGCUGCCUGUCCCCAGCGCCCCAGCCGCCUCUGGAGAAACAAAGGUCUCUGGGUCCCUGAGGGCCAGCGGGCCAAGAUCACUGUGGCUGCCCUUGAUGCCUCCAACCUCCUAGCCAGUGUUCCAGCAUCCCAGCGUGCUCGGCAUGAUGUGUUCUUCCAGGUCACACAGUUCCCUACCCGGGGCCAGCUCUUGGUGUCUGAAGAGCCACUCCAUGCCGGGAGGUCCCACUUCCUGCAAUCUGAGCUGGCUGCAGGACAGCUGGUCUAUGCCCAUGGUGGUGGGGGCACCCAGCAGGAUGGCUUCCGCUUCCGCGCCCACCUCCAGGAACUGUCAGGGGCUCCUGUGUCAGGACCCCAAACCUCUGAGGCCUUCAGCAUCACUGUGCGGGAUGUGAAUGAGCGGCCACCUCAGCCACAGGCCUCCAUUCCACUCCGUGUCACCAGGGGCUCACGAGCGCCUGUCUCUCGAGCCCAGCUCAGUGUGGUAGACCCAGACUCGGCUCCAGGGGAGAUUGAGUAUGAAGUACAGAGGGCACCCCACAAUGGCUUCCUGAGCCUGGCUGGGGACAACACCGGGCCUGUGACCCACUUCACACAGGCCGAUGUGGACGCAGGGCGGCUGGCCUUCGUGGCAAAUGGGAGCAGUGUGGCUGGCGUCUUCCAGUUGAGCAUGUCUGAUGGAGCCAGCCCCCCAAUACCCAUGUCCCUGGCUGUGGAUGUCUUGCCAUCCACCAUAGAGGUGCAUCUGCAAGCACCCCUUGAGGUGCCCCAAGCUUUGGGACGCUCCUCACUGAGCCGGCAGCAGCUCCAGGUGAUUUCAGAUCGUGAGGAGCCGGAUGUAGCAUACCGCCUCACUCAGGGGCCCCUCUAUGGGCAGCUGCUGGUGGGCGGGCAGCCCGCCUCUGCCUUCAGCCAGCUGCAGGUAGACCAGGGGCAAGUGGUCUUCGCCUUCACCAACUUCUCCUCGUCUCAGGAUCACUUCCGAGUCCUGGCUCUGGCCAGGGGCGUGAAUGCAUCAGCCACUGUAAAUGUCACAGUGCAGGCUCUGCUGCGCGUGCGGGCAGGUGGGCCAUGGCCUCAGGGUGCCACCCUGCGCCUUGACCCCACUGUGCUGGAUGCCAGUGAGCUGGCCAACCGCACAGGCAGUAUGCCCCACUUCCGGCUCCUGGCAGGACCCCGAUAUGGCCGCGUGGUCCGUGUGUCCCAAGCCCGAACAGAACCUAAGAGCAACCGACUUGUGGAACAUUUCACUCAGCAGGACCUGGAAGAGGGACGGCUGGGGCUGGAGGUGGGCCGGCCAGAGGGUAGGUCAACUGGCCCAGCAGGUGACAGUCUUACUCUGGAGUUGUGGGCAAGGGGCGUCCCGCCUGCCGUGGCUCUGCUGGACUUUGCCACGGAGCCUUACCAUGCGGCCAAGUCCUACAGUGUGGCCCUACUCAGUGUCCCUGAAGCUGCUCGGACAGAAACAGAGAAACCAGGAAGAAGCACCCCUACUGGCCAGCCAGGCCAAGCAGCAUCCAGCCCCGUGCCCACUGCGGCCAGGGGCGGUUUCCUGGGCUUCCUAGAGGCCAACAUGUUCAGCGUCAUCAUCCCUGUGUGCCUGAUCCUCCUGCUUCUGGCCCUCAUCUUGCCCCUGCUCUUCUACCUCCGCAAACGCAACAAGACAGGCAAGCACGACGUCCAGGUGUUGACCGCCAAACCCCGCAACGGCCUGGCUGGUGACACAGAGACCUUUCGAAAGGUUGAGCCAGGCCAAGCCAUUCCACUCACAACUGUGCCUGGCCAGGGACCCCCAGGAGGCCAGCCUGACCCAGAGCUACUGCAGUUUUGCCGGACACCCAAUCCUGCCCUCAGGAAUGGCCAGUACUGGGUGUGAGACCUGGCCUGUGCCCAGAGGCUGCCCACCCGCCAGGCCCACUGCUCUGUACUCUGGUCUGGCCUGAGGAUCUCCAGGGCCGAAAAGACCUGGAGAUGGCAGGGGUGGAGGGAACUGGGAGACAGACAGUCUAGAGAUCCUGGAAUGGGUGGAGUGAAGAGCCGGGACCUUCCUCAGCUCACUUAGACCUGGAGAACCACAGGGGCCAAGGUGACAGGCAACUAAAGCCAACUCGCUACAGAAAACAGGGUUACAUCCUAGAUGGGUCACAAUUCUGGGUCCUGGGUCUGUGGCAGAGAAGUCAUACCUGACCCAGGCUACCAGGGUCAGAAGAAGAGAGCACCCUGGGUUUUCCACUCCAGAUCUGGCCAUUUUGCUGUCUCUGAAGAACAGACUGUCCCACUCUGGUGUUGUCCUGAAGCUGAAUGGGGAGGAAUGAUCGCCAAUAGAUUAAUAUAUUCAAGGUGCACAAUGGGUGGGUUGCUCUGGGGCUGGUUAAUUUAAGGCAUCAAAGCUAUUUAACACGGUGCUAGGCUAUCCAGGCCUGCUGAGGCCCUGGAGUAUAUGGGACAGAGAAAGGGUCUGAAGCCAUUUCACCCACGGAGCCCUGUGGUAAAAGCACUGAAGCAUCGGUUAGCAGCCUUCAGUGCCUGGAUUGGGGGCUUUGAAGGCCACUCUGAUGGCCAUGCUCUCCUCAAGACUAGCGAGCAGGCAAACUGGGGCAUCUGACUUCAUGGAGCCUUGAUGAAUGGUGCUUCAGAGGCCCCGGACAGCUGCGCAUUGUUUGUGUUUGACUGUGCUCUGGGCUCUUAUCCAUGGCAGACUUCGCUCCCCUGGGGCAGGCAGGCCAUGUGGCCCAGCUUCAUGGGGGUGGGGAGGGACAGAUCUGGGCAGACUCUUGAAUUUCCACCUCCUGGAGCUUCCUGAAGUCCUCUACUUUCACCUGUACAGAUGGGCUGUUUGUUGAGAUGGGACCAAAGCCCUUACCCUACAGGGAACUUCAGGGAAAACAAUAAAAAUAAGUGCUCCCAAGCCCUCGACUUCUCAGCCUGGGUUUUGGCCCCCACAGCCCUGUUCCUCCCUGCCUCCUUUUCUUGUGCUUGCAACAGCAAAAGUGAGGGAAAUGGGGUGGGGAAGCCAAAGCUUGGGCCGCAGUGCAUAAAGGGAAGAUUCAGGCAUGUGGGCUUCUAUAUGGAAGCUUUUACUAUCUCCAUCCUUCACCACGAGGACUAAAGUACUUUUCUAAAGGAGAGGAAGCAAUACAGACACACAAAAGCCAUGCGCCCUAGGGCAUGUCAUUCAGCUAGCAAUGGGUCCUGGGAUGCCAAGUCUCCAAAAGAACGGGCAUUAUAUGAGUUACAAGGCAAACAGAAUCCUCUGGCCCUCCCUAAAAGAAGAUGAUGCAAGACCAGGGGCAAACAAAUUGUGGAACAGGGGAUCCUCCUGUCCU